Kalmanozyma brasiliensis GHG001 is the source of this 1233-nucleotide messenger RNA. RefSeq names its product Aminotransferase, class IV. The transcript has a single exon. The record is from RefSeq and is a predicted model, not a curated record. Gene Ontology annotation, molecular function: branched-chain-amino-acid:2-oxoglutarate transaminase activity. Bases 1 to 1233 code for a protein of 410 amino acids. Gene Ontology annotation, biological process: L-leucine biosynthetic process; L-valine biosynthetic process. Gene Ontology annotation, cellular component: mitochondrion. NCBI's taxonomy places the organism in Eukaryota, Fungi, Basidiomycota, Ustilaginomycetes, Ustilaginales.
AUGCCCGCAAUCACUGCCGCAGCUGCCGCUUCGCAAGCCCUUCAAGCCGCCUCCACCUCGACCCCGACCAUGGCACCACUCAACGCCGAGCUCCUCCAGCUCGACCUCAACCCCACCCCCGCCGCACCAGACUUUACCAACCUCGUCUUUGGCCAGAAAUUCUCCCCGCACAUGCUCAUCGUCAACUGGAAUCACCGCACGGGCUGGUCGGCUCCGCUCAUCAAGCCCUACGGUCCGCUCUCGCUCUCGCCUGCCGCGCCUGCUCUGCACUACGCCUCGGGCCUGUUCGAAGGUAUGAAGGCGUACCGCUCCGCCGAUGGGUCUGGUAAGAUCCGUCUCUUCCGCGCAGACAAGAACAUGGAGCGUAUGAACCGCUCCGCCGCUCGAGCGGGUCUUCCCACGUUCGACGGGGACGAGUUCAUCAAGCUCAUCAAGACACUUGUCCGCAUCGAUCGGGAGCACGUCCCCUACGGUGAGGGACAGACGCUCUACCUGCGCCCCACACUCAUCGGCACCCCGGACACGCUCGGUAUGGGUGUCCCAACCGAAGCGCAGCUGUACUGCAUCUGCAGUCCCGUCGGCAACUACUACUCCUCUGGUACGGGUAGCAAACCUGUGAGUCUGCUGGCUAGGACCGACGUGGUACGCGCCUGGCCCGGUGGUACGGGGUGCUACAAGCUCGCUGCCAACUACGCCGGCGCCACGAGACCCGCGAUGGAUGCGUUGCUGGAAGGCUACCACCAGGUGUUGUGGCUCUUCGGUCCGGAUCGACAGCUCACCGAGGUCGGCGCAAUGAACCUGUUCGUUGUGCUGCGCGAUCAGAACGCGGAUAGCGAGACGACGAGGUACGAAGUGGCAACCGCGGCGCUGGACGACGGAACCAUCUUGCCCGGCGUCACGCGGGAUAGCAUCCUCUCGUUGCUGCGAGCGUACAAGGCCGGCAACGUGCAGAUCGAGGGCCUGCCCAAGCCGGAGAAUGUCGAGAUCUCGGAGAGGAAGGUGACGAUGGGCGAGAUCAUCGAGCGCGCGCAAGGUGGGCAGAUCGCAGAGGUGUUUGGCUCGGGCACGGCAGCGGUUGUGUGCAGCGUGGACAAGAUCGGUUUCGAAGGUGUGGAUAUUCCUAUUCCGAUCCAGGCGGAUGGCAUGGGGAUGUUUAUGAGGACCAUGCUGCGCGAGGUUACGGGGAGGCAGUGGGGUGCGAUCCCCUGUCCGGAGUGGAGCAGCGUCUGCUAG